Molecule: messenger RNA, 525 nt
Organism: Alternaria postmessia
Lineage: Eukaryota; Fungi; Ascomycota; Dothideomycetes; Pleosporales; Pleosporaceae
Gene: MRPL23
Product: 54S ribosomal protein L23, mitochondrial
Exons: 2
Coding region: 1-525 (174 amino acids)
Biological process (GO): negative regulation of translation; translation
Cellular component (GO): ribosome; mitochondrial large ribosomal subunit
Molecular function (GO): structural constituent of ribosome; mRNA binding
Source: RefSeq, a predicted model, not a curated record
AUGUCGCAAGUGAUUGGAAAGACCCGCCUGGCAUACGCUCGCUCAUGGCACCACCUCGACAUCGGCUCCGACCCACGCGCGCUGGGCCGCGUCGCCUCUGCCAUAGCCCUGACCCUUAUGGGAAAGCACAAGCCCAUCUUCGACCCCUCUACCGACUGUGGUGACUACGUCGUGGCUACGAACUGUUCUCAGUUACACACCACCGGCAAGAAGCGCUUUCAGAAACUCUACCGCACGCACACGACCCGCCCCGGCUCCCUCAAAGAACUCUCCAUGGACAGGAUGAUGGCCAAGUGGGGAGGUGGAGAAGUGUUGAGGAAGGCCGUUAGCGGCAUGUUGCCGAAGAACAGGUUACGGAAGGACAGGCUGGCGAGGUUGAAGACCUUUGAGGGGAGAGCGCAUCCUUACAAAGAGAACAUUCUGCAAGUGGGAAAUGGUGGUGGACAGAGCAUAACGGAGCAUGGAGAUGUUAAGAAGACAUUCGCGGAAGCGAAAACACAGGCUCCCGAGGCGCCAGUAUCAUGA